AAACGAUAUUUCUCUCUGGAGUUUAUUUAGGUAACCUGAGUUUCUCCUCCUUUGCUAAGGAAAAUAAUCUGUUUUACAAUAUGUUUUCCAGGAUAGGAGAGACCUUAUGUUCCUUUUAUUUUAAGAUAUACUUUUAUGAGGCUUCAUGGAGAAAUGAGAUCUUGGAAAAUGUUAAGAGAAUGGAAUAGCUGGAUUGUAGGGGGAGUCAAAGGUCACCUGGUCCUGACGGUAGCCAUGUCACUCCUUUACGCGCCUUACCCUUACUAGCUCAAUGGUAAGAUUGUCAGGUUUGGAAGGACCUUUGACUCAACUAAGCUACUCGUAUCCAACUGUAGGACUUCUGGAACUAAAGCUUACAGGUUUGUCUGUUUUGACUGCAAGCAUGUUUUUAUAUUUUUUUUUCUAGAUUGUUUAAUUGCUUUCAACACCUGGAGUUUGUAAGCUGUCUGAAACAGUGAACUAUCUGCAGCCUUUAUGUCUGAAUUGGAUAUCUGAAGUAAAACUUUCAGAAGUCCCUUAGUAUUUAGAAGUCUAAUUUUCCCUGACUUUCACUGAGAUUUACUUUUGUAAGUGGCAAGAUAAUUUUUGAAAAUGGGAUUUAGGCUCCUAAAUCACUUAGGUAUGAGAAUUUUCUGUUUGGUUCACAAAAAGAGCUCAGGAUUCAAAAAGAUUGGCAUGGAACUAAUUAAAAUCAGUGGUUUUCUAUUGUUCUGUAAUUUCAUGAAUAGGUCAUGUCUCUCUAAUGGUAAUGGAGGGCAAUAGAAAGUCCUUUAGCCAUUGAAUUCCAACUGAUACCUGAAGAGAAAGUGAAAAUCAAAGCCUUGUGAUCUAAAAGCUAAAGGGCAUCGUUAGUUUGGCAGAAUAAGGAGGACGUUUUUUGCAAGGAAGUGAAAUGGAAAAUAAACCUCACUAUAAACCAAUUUCAGAUUGCCUUUUCUAUGUAGGCAAGAAAUAAGUUGAAUGGGAGAGGGACAAUGGGGCACAAUUUUGGGAAGUCAGCUAACUACAAAUCUGCAGAGUCCUCAUUGCCCAGGCCCCUGAAGCCAGACUUCAUUUUCCUUUUGCUUAUUUAUUACAUUGAUAGUAUAUGAUGGCUUUCCCAACUAAGGCUCAGGGUGGCUUACAGUAAGAAAACAAAUAACAUAUAAAAGGAAGUAGAAUAUUAAAACAUUUUGAAAACUCCCUCAAACAAUAUACCCAUUUAGCCCUGAUUGCUAUGCCUGCCCAAAUACGAAAGUCUUACAGUGCCUCCGGAAGUUGUUCAGGCUUGGGCUCUGGGAGGCCCCGAGAGUGAGUUCCAGAGUUAAGAAGCACCUACUGAGAACCAUCUCCCAUGUGUGUCCCAAGCAAACUUGGCAUAUUGAUGGUACUUGCAGGUGGUCACUCUCAGCUGAUCUUAGGAAUUGCCAUGGGGUAUAAGGGAGAAGGCAGUUCCUUAAAUAUGGUAGGUCUCAUACCAUUCAGGGCCCUGUAGGUCAAAAUGAGUACCUUGAAUUAUUUCCAGAAUGCUAUUGGAAGCCAGUGCAGAUUCUGGGACGCUGGAGAAAUGGUUGGGUCUGGGGUAUGCUAAAUAUUUUUUAAUACAGGCUGUCCAAUUACUCAAAUAGAUUGCUCCCAGUUACUUUCAUAUAUGUAGCUGACUAAAGGAAAUAUCAAUAGAAAUAUUCUGAAACAUUUUUCUGGUGCUAGAACAGCCUUUGAAAGUACUUAAAUUAUGUGUUCCUUGCUGCUAGUCACACAAUCUCCUUGGUAUCUGCUGUUUAUUUAGAUAUGAUUAUAACCUAACAAGGUUGCAAGCCUACAACCUUUAUUUUUUUUGUUUAGUUACCAACGUAACAAACAACUUUUUCUACAUUAUUUGCUCAUUAUUCGCUGCUUCAAACACCCCUCUCUUGGUACAUAAUCUAAUUUACAAAAUAAUUGGGAAAAUGAUAUAGUAUAAUUAGCAUUCAAAAUUCUGUUUUAAUCCAUGUGGCUGUAGGUCAGUUCAGAAGUAGUAGUUGCAAUUAGUUCUUAACUGUUUCUUUCUUUCUUUCUUUUUUUUGGUCUGUUACAAAAAUCACACCACAUCACCUUGGACUGAGGUCUCAUCAACUAAAAGGCUUGGUAACCUUCAAGGUAAUAGAGUGCUGAUGACUCAUUUAGAGGAGCACUUCCAUUUUUGACAUUCCUGAACUAAAGGUUUUAUCUGCCCCACUUCUAAAGUCAAAGGGAGUUUUGCAAUUGACUUCAGCAAGAACAUGAUCACAGCCUAAAUCCAUGUUGUGCUGCUGAUAAAAUGUUGAGAGCCUCCUUCGCUACAGAUGUGGGAAGUGGGGAGCCUGCCAUUUCACAUUCAAGUGAAAUCUCAGAAGCAUCGUCUGAGAAUAUCUCUAAGUCUACUGUAAACAUGGUUACUGCAAUGGGUGAAGGAUUAAGAGAACGACAGCAUGGUGUUAACAGGCAAAAAGCACUGCGAAGCCUUCAGCAUAAGAAUGCUGCAGAGAGAGAAUCGAACUCCAUGAAGGAAUCUCUGGCAUCACAAAACACAGAAAUGAUUUCAUCCAUAGUCAUUUCACAGAUGAUUGAUGAGAAUAAAUCAAAAGAAAAUAGGUCUGCUUUGCCUUUGCAGUCUGUGAUCGCUCAGCCUGAUACUUAUCAUACGAAGCAAUCUUUGGCUAAUCAUGGUUCAGUCAACAUUAAUAGAGCAUUCACAUUACAUCCCAGCAGAUUAGAAAUUCAGGCAUCUCUAGAUGAUAGUGUACGCAGAACAGACUCUCACACCAGAGAGGAAAAACAAUGUCAUAACCAGGAAAACGGAUUUGCAUCCAUAACAAUUACUGCUAGACGAGUUGUUCCACCUUCUAACAACACAGUGCAGGAAGCUGCUACUGAUUCACCGUGUUUGAAAUGCAGGGGAGGCAAUCUGCUAAUGAAUGCUGCUACUACUGCUUCCAACAAUGCAGGUUCAGCUCAGCACUGCAGACCUCUGUAUAAUCAAGGAUCUUGUACAAACCAAAAUGCCACCAGAUUAAAGGUUCCUGAAACUUAUUCACAAUCAUGUGAAGGGCAUCAAGGCUGGAUUUUUAACUCUGAAAGCAAAGAGAGUAGAAUAUUUCCUCCUGGAAGUAAUCGAAGGAAAAAAGCACCAGUUUCAUUCACUUCAUGUAUUCACCUCAGAAUUUCUCAGCAGUGUCCAAAUAGAAUCUAUUAUGUAGACAAGUCACUCUCUGUCUGUGUUGACCGACCUCAAAUUAAAAGCCAAAAAAUUCAUAGAUCAAUAUUGUCCUUCAAUAUAAAUUGCAGUUCACCCAGAUUAACACCAGAUGGAGUAGAUGGCAUAGCUAAUGGAGGGCCAAGAGCUGAGACACUUAAGAGAAAGCUCUCAGAAGAAAACAAGACUCUACUCAGAACAUUUUGGACUGCAGAUUUAAAAGAAAAUACUGCAGAUAAAAAAAAAGCAGCAAAUAAGGAAUGCCUGGGUACUGCAUAUCCUUGGAAAGGCACACCUCCCUCUGAACUACUAUCAUUUGUGGAUAUACCCAAAGGAACUAAUAAUGUGAAAGCCACAAAAAAAGAUGAUGAUGAUGAUGAUAAACAGGCUGGUGGCAAUCACAUAAAAUUAUCUAUCCAAGUUCCUAAGUUGUGUUGCGAGACAGGUUCCUGGACCAAUCAGUGCCAGCUCCUGAACUGUGUCUCAACAUGUGCCUGGGAAUCACCUCCUUUCCCAGACAGGGUCCCCACUUCCACUCUUGGUGGGGAUGGCUGGCCAGCUCUGCAUCCAGGAACACAAACCUUCUCUGGAAGCAACAGGAAACAGUGCAAUAGAGAUACGUUUAGUGCAACUGCUCCUGCUUCUCUUCUAGAACGAGCACCCAUGAAAGAAUUCACAGCUGAUGCCAGUGGUUCUUUGAAAGUGAGAGCUCCAUCCAAAGCUACCUCUAAGUCCAAAGAGAUUCAAGCACAGUGGUUUCUAAAACCAAAGAUCCCUGUAUUUAAUUGUGUGUAUGAUAUAAAGGCUUUACCAAAACCUGUUCUAGAAGAAAAUGAUCUCCACAGGAAAAAUCAAUUCUCCAAAGGUGAUUACAAAUUCUGUGGCUCAGAUGACAAAAUAAAGGAAUGCAAGAAAAGAGAAAAACAAGGGGGAGCGCUAUCCGCAGCUUACUCCCCAGUUGCUGCUCAUGAGAAGCAAGCAGCAUUCACCCAGCCAGAAAUCUGCUCGGAGCCUGAGAACAUUCCAUCAAGCCCACUGACUCUCCGGGAGGCUCUGGAAGUCCAUAAACCAAAGUUUAUUUCUCGUUCACAAGAACGGUUGAAAAAACUUGAACACAUGGUACAAAUGAGGAGAGCCCAGCACAGCGAGAGCCCUGGAAAGAAACAAGGAGCUCUUCUCGCUCGCAAACUUUCCUCUAAUUCCAUUUCCAGUAAAAAGAAGCAAUAUACCAUUCCUCACCCCUUGAGUGAUAACCUGUUUAAACCAAAGGAAAGAUUCAUUUCGGAGAAGGAGAUGCAUAUGAGAUCUAAAAGGAUUUAUAAUAACUUGCCUGAAGUAAAAAAGAAACAAGAAGAAAAACAGAAACGGGUGAUCAUACAGAGUAACAGACUACGGGUUGAGGUUUUCAAAAAGCAACUACUGGAACAGCUUCUUCAAAGAAAUACAGAGUAACAAAGGAUUCUUUUGCUGCUCACAGUAACUGGACCUCAAGUGACUUUGACUAUUAGAUAAGCCAUAACAUUUUAUCUUAAUUACCUGGAUAUAUUUUUCUUACCUUUUACCUCUCUACAUAAAGAAAGAUAAUUUGUGCUUCAGUAGAAAAUUCUGAAAGAAACUUCCAGAUUAUUGAAAAAAAAUCAGAAAUUGAGGAAAACUGGUUUGGUAUCAUCCUAUGGUCAGCUUACUCAGGGGGAAAAAAGAGAGUUUGUUUUGCAAUAUUGGAUUAUAAUGGAAUUUAUUUUCAUAUUUUUAAAUAGUUUUUUAGCACUAGAACUGGGUUUAUAAUAUCUAGGAUACUUAUUUCUCCAAAGUAUUUUACUCAUUGAUUCUCUGAGAGUAACAUGAUGAAAGUAAAGAAAAUUAUUUGUUAUGUUUAGAAACUAGUUCAGAUAGCAUUGCUACAUAAUCCUAGCAGCAGCAGCUUUAAAGUAAUGAUUAACAUACCAAAAGGGACCUAUAUUUUGGUCCUCUAAAAUAGUCUUUUCCUGUUUAUAUAGUGAACCUGAAUAGCAGGUUCACCUGUUAGGGAGCAAUAUUUAGAACUUACAAUAAUAACAUUUAUUUUACAUGUUUUUCUCUGUAACAUAUAAUUUUGCUUGACUUCUGUGAGCAUAAGGUGUUUAUGUGAUGGCAUAUUAAGUGGUGCUGACCCAUGCAGAGACUUCUACAAAGGAAUAUGUUUGUAUAAAGAUUGUAUAAUUAAAAUCCUCUAUAAUGUUUCAUUCAAAAAUAUUUAAAUUUGUAUUUGUACAUUUUGGAAAUAAAAACAACUAGUUUACAUACCAAAUAGAAUAAAAUAUAAUAUUACUCUAAAUGUUA
Alligator mississippiensis (American alligator) is the source of this 5512-nucleotide messenger RNA. RefSeq names its product chromosome 6 C10orf90 homolog (gene C6H10orf90). Gene Ontology annotation, biological process: regulation of centriole replication. Lineage: Eukaryota; Metazoa; Chordata; Crocodylia; Alligatoridae. The coding region runs from base 2279 to 4645 and encodes 788 amino acids. The record is from RefSeq and is a predicted model, not a curated record. Gene Ontology annotation, cellular component: centrosome; centriole; cytosol. The transcript is spliced from 12 exons.